ACAAUUGUUUGUGUCUGUAUUGUGAGGAAAUCAAAUAACACAAGUUAUGAGUGACUUUCCCUUUUCAUCCUAUAUAUAGCAGCAUUCCACCACUUUCAACUCAUUUCCUAUCUCCUUCUCUCCAUAAACUUUCUUCAAUCCCUUCAACCUCUCCCUUUUCCCUCUACACAGAAUGGGAAGUGCUGGAAAAACUGACUAUGGUGAGUACACUUAUGAGAGUCUUGAGAGAGAGCCUUACUGGCCCUCAGAGAAGCUUAAGAUUUCCAUCACUGGGGCUGGGGGUUUUAUUGCAUCACACAUAGCUCGGCGCCUCAAGACGGAGGGGCAUUAUGUUAUUGCUUCUGACUGGAAGAAAAAUGAGCACAUGACUGAGGACAUGUUCUGUGAUGAAUUCCAUCUUGUUGAUCUCAGGGUCAUGGAUAACUGCCUGAAGGUUACUGAGGGGGUUGAUCAUGUUUUCAAUCUUGCUGCAGAUAUGGGUGGGAUGGGAUUUAUUCAGUCUAAUCACUCUGUCAUUAUGUACAACAACACCAUGAUUAGUUUCAACAUGAUUGAGGCUGCCAGGAUUAACGGCAUUAAGAGGUUUUUUUAUGCCUCUAGUGCUUGUAUCUACCCAGAGUUUAAACAGUUGGAAACCAAUGUGAGCUUGAAGGAGUCUGAUGCAUGGCCAGCUGAGCCACAAGAUGCGUAUGGACUGGAGAAGCUUGCAACUGAAGAGUUAUGCAAGCACUAUAACAAGGAUUUUGGAAUUGAGUGCCGUAUUGGGAGGUUCCAUAACAUCUAUGGCCCUUUUGGAACUUGGAAAGGUGGAAGGGAGAAGGCUCCUGCUGCUUUUUGUCGGAAGGUAAUUACUUCCACUGAUAGAUUUGAGAUGUGGGGAGAUGGAUUGCAAACACGAUCAUUUACCUUCAUUGAUGAGUGUGUUGAAGGUGUGCUAAGAUUGACAAAAUCUGACUUCCGUGAGCCGGUAAAUAUUGGAAGUGAUGAGAUGGUUAGCAUGAAUGAGAUGGCCGAGAUUAUUCUUGGCUUUGAGAACAAGAAUAUUCCUAUUCAUCACAUUCCUGGUCCCGAGGGUGUUCGAGGUCGUAAUUCAGACAACACACUGAUAAAAGAAAAGCUUGGCUGGGCUCCAACUAUGAAGUUGAAGGAUGGGCUGAGGAUCACAUACUUCUGGAUUAAGGAGCAGAUUGAGAAGGAGAAGGCUCAAGGUACUGAUAUAUCAGUGUAUGGGUCGUCCAAAGUGGUGCAGACUCAGGCCCCAGUUCAACUAGGUUCACUUCGGGCUGCAGAUGGCAAAGAAUGAAGUGGUCAACACAAGGCUGUAGUGACCACCUAAAUGUUUCAAGUGAAGAGCUGCAUUAUAUAUAUAUAUAUAUAUAGUAUGUGUUUAUGUUUAAUUAGGGCUAAGGAUUUCUUAUGUCUCUGCAGGUUGUUUUACGUGUAUUUUAUGUAGUUCUCAUAAGGCACUUCCUGGUUGCUUAAGGUGGUUUACUACACUGGAAGCUCUAAAUUAUUUGUUUGAUGUCUGAA
Molecule: messenger RNA, 1530 nt
Organism: Vigna umbellata (rice bean)
Lineage: Eukaryota; Viridiplantae; Streptophyta; Magnoliopsida; Fabales; Fabaceae
Product: GDP-mannose 3,5-epimerase 2
Molecular function (GO): GDP-mannose 3,5-epimerase activity; NAD binding
Source: RefSeq, a predicted model, not a curated record